AUGGCGACUUACUACGCACGAAUCAGAGAAAUCGCCAAGAAAUGUAGCUAUACAGACGAAAACGAUGCGAUAUGCGACCACUUGAUCAAAACAAUGCGGCAUAACAACGCGAUUCGUGUCAAAGCUAUUCGCAACAACUGUACACUACAAGAAAUUCUCGAUGAAGCAGCAAUCACCGAGCAAGCUCAACUGCAAGUCAAAGAAAUCAAGCAGAAACUCGAAGCAUCGGAAACGAGCCAAAGAGUGAAAUAUUCCAAACAAGAUUCCUGCCAACGUUGUGGGCGUAAGCACGACAAAGCAAAAUGUCCCGCAUGUGGUGCGAAAUGUCGAAAGUGUGGUAAACAAAACCACUUCGCCAUUGUUUGUAGAUCGCGUUCAACACGAGGUCCCGGUGGGAACAACAAGCGAAGGGAGAAUUCUCAAUAUCAACGUCGCGACAAUAAAUCAGAGAGAAGAGAAACAAAAAGCCGCCAAUACUCGAAGCCAGACGACCAAAGCAACUAUAAACCAGAGCACAAAAAAACAAAUACUCGAGUAUCAGUUCAAGUGACAGCUCGAACGACGAAGACUUCAUCCAACACCUUCGAAUCAGACAAACAACUCGAUUGA
Messenger RNA from Paramuricea clavata, 609 nucleotides. Lineage: Eukaryota; Metazoa; Cnidaria; Anthozoa; Malacalcyonacea; Plexauridae. The record is from the annotation of a GenBank genome assembly.